AAAGAGAAAAGGUUGGUUAAUACGAUGACUUUAAGAUUAAAUCGAAGUUAGUUGCUUGGUCAUUUAGCGAACUAUUAGCCUUUGAUCCUUGUACAAGAAUGCGCAAUACUCCACCUCCGUGUACAAAGUGAAGCUGUCUUAUUGAUCAGGAGGUGGACAGAAACUGCCACACUUCGUUGCUGGAUGUACAGGAGACACGACGUGUAAACCCAGCCGCUCCCGAGGGUCCUUUCAUGCAAUCAUCGCUCAAGACAUUGUUUCUGCUGCUCUGCCUCACUUACGAAUGUAAUGGCAAAAGUUUCAAUUGUUCUUCUGAGAAUUUCCAGAAAUGUAUGGAUUCGUUACAAGCAGUGACUCAAAGCGAAAAACUUGCAUUUGCUACUACAAAAGAGGAACUUUCGGAUGUCUGUCAGCAGCUUAAAGAAGGCUUUUACUGUGUGGAAAAUCAUAGUAAAAAAUGUUUUUCUACUACUCAAAGACGUUUACUCGAUUCUGUUGUUUCUGGAUCAAGGAACGUUAUCAAAGAUCUUUGUGUUUCUGGAAAUAUACAAGAUAAUUAUUUGAGAUUUGCUAGUUGCUUUAAAAACGUAUCGACAGACGAGAAGAAAUGUGCAUCACAAUAUCGAAGAAUGCUGCAUUUAUCGGAAUACGAAGAGGACGUUAAAACUGACGAAGUGGAAGAUGGUUUGAAGGAAACCUGCUGGUACGAUUCUUAUGUGAGUGCUGAACAAUGA
Messenger RNA from Centruroides sculpturatus (bark scorpion), 734 nucleotides. RefSeq lists its product as uncharacterized. The coding region runs from base 234 to 734 and encodes 166 amino acids. Lineage: Eukaryota; Metazoa; Arthropoda; Arachnida; Scorpiones; Buthidae. The record is from RefSeq and is a predicted model, not a curated record. The transcript is spliced from 4 exons.